Coregonus sp. 'balchen' is the source of this 5069-nucleotide messenger RNA. Lineage: Eukaryota; Metazoa; Chordata; Actinopteri; Salmoniformes; Salmonidae. The record is from the annotation of a GenBank genome assembly.
GUGGUGACCCCAACACGAGUGGGACAGUCGUACGCCUACAGCCCUGGUCAGCACAACCAACAGGACCUCUAUGACGUUCCUCCCAUGAGACCACAGGGGGUCAGUGUCUCUACUUCUACACAUAACAUAGCAAUCCUUAUGUCAAUCUAUCAGGGAAAAUCUAAAAUGGCACCCUAUUCCCUAUGCAGUUAGCUACUUUGUAUGAAACACUGAGGCUGUGUCUGAAAUGGCUCCCUAUUACCUAUGGAGUACACUAUUUUUGGCCAGGGUCUUGGCCAAAAGUAGUGCACUAUAUAAGGAACAGGGAGCCAUUUCAGACACAGCCUCAGUAUUUUACUUCGCUAAUUCUGCCAUUUAAUGUAAUCUAUGGUAUCCUGAUUUGGGAAUGUCACUGUGUUUUCCAGGUGUAUGACAUUCCUCCUGGGAAAAUUAUGGGAUCGCCUUAUCCUGGACAACAUCACAAUUCUCCCUCCCAAGGAGGAGUCUAUGAUGUUCCCCAAUCCACUCAGAUGGACUCCUGGACACAAGGGGUUUAUGAUAUCCCUCCCUCUAUGCAAAGGGUAUGUCUGAGACCACUCAAACUACACAGAGAAACACUACCCACACUGAGACCGCAUAUAUAAGGUUUAUAGCCUGGUCAUUCUACAUUCUAAUAAAGUCACAAGGAAGCUGUAGCCGUUUUGGUCCGGAAAAUGUUACUAUUUGUUUAUUGAUACAGGCCUUAGUAUCCCUCUUAAUUGCUUGGUAAUAAAUGAAUAAAAUGUCAAAUUAUCGUAUUUAUGACAUUUUCGCGGUUCCCUAAAUGAAAGCGUUGCCUGCCAAUAGUGUUCGAGCAAAACUCGCUGAGUAGCGUUCUCUCUGUCUGUUAACACUCCAGCAGGGAAAGUCAAGGACUAAAUUAUUACGUCUCUGGGGAUAUGUCCCAAAUGGCACCCUAUUCCCUAUAUAGUGCACUACUUUUAUCCAUGCCCCAUAGGGCUCUGGUCAAAAGUAGUGCACUUUGUAGAGAAUAGGGUGUCAUUUGGGAUGCAAACUGGGCCAUCUUACAUUACACCCUGGAUCCAGUGUUCCAGACCCAGCCAAGGCUUAGGGCCAUCAGUUUGUUUGUAAUAACGUGAAAUAUGUGGGAACCCGUUAUUUGCGUGGCUCCUAAUUACAGUUUGGGGUCGGGCCGUCUCGCAGAGAGGAGCAGAUUUCAAGGCUGACUGAAAUCACUUACAGCCCACUCUUUUUAUUUAUCCAGCUCCGCUUUCACGCUACGUGCCAUUUACAUCAUAAUCCAUAUUCCACACUGGACAAUGCCAGAUGUUUAUUGCUUAUGGUUUUUGCCAUAUGCAGGCUGAUACUGAGUUAUGGGGAAGGAAUAGGAGGCUGAGCAUUGAGGUUUGCAUAUAUAGUAUAAACCGAAACAGUUCUGUCAGUUCCUCAAUAUCUAACUGAAAUCAUGUGGUGCAAAGCUUGCUUGUUAUUGAUAUGGGUAAGCUGUAUUUCUGUAGCUAUGACUCAUUGUUGCAAGUUGGUUGAUGCACUGUCUACUCCACUCCUUAUUGUAGUCUAUGAGGCACUCAACCAAAUGCUUGUCUUGUCCCUACAGGUGUACUCUGUGCCUCCCUGCCGGAACACCCCAGCCCUCCAGGAGGGGAACUACGAUUUCCCCCAGCCUCUCAAACAACACAACCAACAGGAGGGCAUCUACGACGUACCCCCGCCCGCCCUCACCAAACCCUCCCCCUUCCCGUCCCCCCAGUCCAACUAUGACUUUCCCCCUAGCUCCGAACCAAUCGGCCCCCACCACCUCCAACGCCCUGUUGCCAGCGACAACGAAGGCAUCUACGACGUGCCGCCCCCCGCCCACCAGCUCUCAGGGGCCGGGCCUCGUGGCGAUCUGUAUGAUAUCCCCAGGGGGAUGCAGCAGCCCCCCUCCCAGCACCGCUCAACCCCCCAGGAGAGGGACAGGGACAGGGGGAAGGGCCAGGGCGUAUAUGAAAUCCCCCCUGCUCUGGGGGACGUGACAGACGGGGUGAACCGCCUGUCCAUCUCCAGCACGGGCUCCACACGCAGCUCCAUGUCCACCUCCUCCACCUCCACCUCCACGGUCUCCAGCGCUGAGGGCCGGCUGGCCCUGAAUGUGGACCAGGCAGUCCAGAGGCUGUGCCGCCUGCAGAAGGCCGUGGAGGCCUCAGUGGGGGCCCUGCAGACCCUGGCCUCCUCCUCCCACUGGAGGACUUACCCCUUCAUGGAGCGCCACACCAACGAGGUGCGCACCGUGCUGGACAGGGUGCGGGCAGCCCUGGCGGACUUUGUGGUGUUCGGCAGGGGUGCUGUGGCCAACGCCACGGCCCUGUCGGACCCCAGCCUGCACAGUAAGCUGAGGAGGCAGCUGGGAAGGCUGGAGGACUCCCAGCAGAUUAUCCUGCAGACCUACCAGAGCCUGGAAAACUGCGGCUGGGCCCUCAAUGCCCUGGCGACCUCCAGCAGCACCAAGCACCAGAUCAAGAGUGACAACCUGGACCGCUUCGUCAUGGUGUCCAGGACAGUGCCCGAUGACGCCAAACAGCUGGCCUCCUCCGUGGGGGGUAACGCCGAGCUGCUCUUCAGGCGGGCGCCAACCAUGGAAGGGUCCUCCUACCCCAGGGGGAGCACACCGGAGGAGGCCAUCAUCCACCCUCUCACCUCCCCGUCCUCAGACAGCGACAACUACGGAGGCCAGACCAAGCCCUUUCCUGUGCCCUCCAACCAAGACAAAGGCAACAUGAACAAUAGUGAGAAAUGUGUGAAGAGCUGGAUGGAGGACUAUGACUACGUUCAUCUGCAGGUAUGUUUCACUCUGACUCUGAUUCUAGUCUGACAUACCACACAGAUGUUACAUUUACUGUACAUAAAACGUUGGUCAUUAAGCAGACACUUAUCCAGAGUGACAUACAGUCGAGCAUUCAAUUUAAGGUAGCUAGGUAAGACAAACGGUAGCUAGGUAAAAUGUUAGCCCCUCACAUCACCAUAUAAUUCCUGAUCUAUGCGUGAGAGCUUAGAUGUCAAUCACUACAUUCCUAUACAGUGUCUUAGGUGUGUUGACACAAUAUUUAACCUUUGAGGGAAACGCUGAUCAGGUGGUGUUGAGCAUGCUAGCUGCAUUAAUAGUACACUCUUAGAAAAAUAGGUGCUAUCUACAACCUAAAAGGGUUCUUCGGCUGUCCCCCAUAGGAGAACCCUUUUUGGUUCCAAGUGGAACCCUUUUGAUUCCAGGUAGAACCUUUUUGGGUUUCAUGUAGGACCCUUUCCACAGAGGGUUCUACAUGGAACCCAAAAGAGUUAUACCUGGAACCAAAAAGGUUCCUACCUGGAACCAAAAAGGGUUCUCCUAUGGGGGACAGCACAGGAAUAGUAGCACAGGUUUAAUUAAAAUUAUGCAUUUUGAAUUACACGUGUACCUACCCUCUGCUGUUUGAAUCUGCUGCCUUGGUUGGUCUUCUCCUCAGUCACACUCUUGUUUCUCCUCAGGGAAAAGAGGACUUUGAGCGGCAGCAGAAGGAGCUCCUGGAGAAAGAGAACAUCAUUAAGCAGAGCAAGGUGCAGCUGGGACAGGAACAGGUAAUGCCUUCUCUCCUCUUUUGGCCAGUCUGGGCCACCAUACUUAGUCAUGCAUAUUCAUGUCUUAGUAUUUUUUCUAUACAUUACAUUUACAGUGUUAAAGGCCCACUCCUCAAUUUGAAAAACAACAAAAUGGUAGCUCUGCCACAUUGGUUUUCUAUAAAGCUGAAAGAUGUGGGCAGAGAAAUGUAUCCACUCUCAAAAAGACUUGUCAUACUGUUCACAUAAUUGAUCGAACAUACAAUAUUAUUCAAACACUCACAGUGGGUGACCUUUCGAGCAUGGGUUCAGAGACAGUGCCUACCUCCUAGAAUAGAGCAGAGCCAGGAGAACACAUCUGGCCCACUCUGACAGAGCAGUCAAACAUACUAGCAUAGAACAGUAUGUAUACCCUCCCGAGUGGCGCAGUGGUCUAAGGCCUGUUGUAAGCGACCGGGAGACCCAUGGGGCGGUGCACAAUUGUCAUCCAGGGUAGGGGAGGGAACGGCCGGCAGGGAUGUAGCUCAGUUGGUAGAGCAUGGCGUUUGCAAUGCCAGGGUUGUGGGUUCGAUUCCCACGGGGGGCCAGUAUGACAAAUAAAAAUAAUGUAUGCACUCACUAACUGUAAGUCGCUCUGGAUAAGAGCGUCUGCUAAAAAUGAAAAACAGGAGAUUCACCUUUUCACUCCUGUAAUCCUGCACCAAUUAUGUUAUGCUCUCUAUGGAAAAAGAAUGAGAAUUCCAUGUAGACUUCUACUAAUAUGAUGAAAUUGAUAUGUAGGAUGUAUUUUCAUCAUGUUUAUUGUUUAUAUGAGAGAUGUCCGUCUCUAUAAUACCACACAGUUUAUCUAGUUGUGUACAUUUAAGAGAAUUGAGAAAUGGAAACAAAAAUAUGAAUCAGACUUUACUCUUUCACCUUCACAGAUUAACCAGUUCAAGCAGUUGGAGCAAGAGGUGAUCAAACCGGUGGAGAAUGACAUCACACAGUGGAUCUCCCACCAGCAUCCGACAGGCCCCUCCUCCUCCCCAUCAGACUCCUCCUCCUCUCCCUCCCCUUCCUUGGCAGGAGGUGGGGCCCAGCUGUGUGGGCGGGACCGUCAGCUGCUGGGCUUCUAUGCGGAGCAGUGCCAGCUGCACUUUGUCACGUUGCUCAAUGCCGUGGACGCUUUCUUCGGCUGCGUGGGCACCGGCCAGCCGCCGCGCAUCUUCGUGGCGCACAGCAAGUUCGUCAUCCUCAGCGCCCACAAACUGGUGUUCAUCGGGGACACCUUGUCCAGGCAGGCAGCCACACCCGAAGUGGCCAACCGGGUGAUGAACUCCAGCAACGUGCUGUGUGACCUGUUGAAGACAGUGGUGGGAGCUACCAAGACGGCCGCGCUGCACUACCCCAACACAGCCGCCGUGCAGGACAUGGUGGACAAAGUCACAGAUCUCUCACACCACGCUCAACAGUUCAAAGAACAGCUGCUGCAGAUGGCUGCUUUGUGAUAGUUUGUGUUGUCA